This is a messenger RNA of Drosophila obscura, 4600 nucleotides long. It is a transcript of the gene RhoGAP18B, whose product is annotated as rho GTPase-activating protein 15. The record is from RefSeq and is a predicted model, not a curated record. Gene Ontology annotation, cellular component: cytoplasm. NCBI's taxonomy places the organism in Eukaryota, Metazoa, Arthropoda, Insecta, Diptera, Drosophilidae. Gene Ontology annotation, biological process: signal transduction; regulation of GTPase activity. The transcript is spliced from 6 exons. The coding region runs from base 114 to 4385 and encodes 1423 amino acids.
CAGCAGCAGAAAUUCACAAUAACAAUGCGAUAAGCGUGUGCGGUGCGGUGCGUGCUCUUGUUUGUGUGUGUGUUGUGUUGUGAAAGAGAGUGAGUGCAACGAGAAUAAGAGAAAUGCCACAGAAAGUGAGUGAAAUCGAACGGAACGCGGACAUCAACGACAAUCUCCGUCGGCCGCUAAUGAAUGGUGAAGGAGGGGAAGGGGGAGCGCAUAUCUACGAGAAUCUUCCCUCGCCCGCCACACCCCAGCUGUGCCCUCCGUCGCUGUCUGUACCGUUGCCCGAUCUCCGCAAAUAUUUUGCCCGCGAAGCCAUCUAUGAGAAUCUCUGCCGCGGCUGUGGCUAUGGCGUCUUUGCCGCCCAAGGUCAUUACUGCCAUUUCUGUCAGUGUAUUGUGAGCGGUGGUGUGCCGCCAUCCACUCUCCCCUCCCCACCAUCACCCAGCGAGGGGAAUAUCUACGAGAACAUCUGCGAACUAUGUCGGCAGAUCUACAGCGACGGGGGGGAGUGCCACUGCCAGGCAGAAAUGUCCACGCACACGCCCACGCCCACUGCCACUCCGGAGCCAAAGACAAAGCCACCCACACCGCCCACAACGGGGGUGAAGAGCAAGUCGAGGACUCUGCUCAAUUACUCGAAAUCCAGUGCCGCGACCUUGACCCGUCUCUUUGGCUCUCUCAAGCACCUGAAUCGCUCCGGAUCGCUGCAAAGGAAGAUCUUCCAAAGAGAACCAAGAACGGGGCCGGGCUCCCUGGAGAUCAUCCACAAUGUGGGCGAGGUGUUUCGCACUCAGGAGACAUUCGACAUGCAGCGAAUCUGCGAGCUGAAGAGCCAACUGCAGAGCAGCCAGAGCGAUCAGCACAUCUACGGGAGGGUACGAGAGCCGGACAGAGAUGCGGCGGUGGCGGCGCAGGAAGUUACGCUUGUGCAGGAGAAGGAGCAGCGCAAGAAGCCACGCGUGUCACGCAUUCGCCUGCUCCAGGCGGAGGAGGAGGCGUCACUGUUUCUCAAUGAGAGCAUUUGCCACUGGAUGGCCACGUUGCGGCAUCAGGUGCACAACUACGAGGAUGGGGAGGGCGUGUGCCAACAGCCAAAGAGUGUGCCGCCCUCCUACGAGCGAGAGAAGGAGCGUGAGCGAGAGCGGGAGAUGGAAACGGAGAAGGUGACCCUGCGAAGGGUGGGCGAAAAGCAGAGCGGGCUCACCAAAGCGGAGCCCGAGCAGCGGCUCGUGGAUGACUUCAAGCGAAAGCUCAAGCUGAAGAGAGAGUCGCCCCCGCCCUCUGUACCACUCGUGCAGCAGCAGAGAGAGCAGGAAGAAGAAAGCCGGGAUCGAGACCGCAACCGGGACCGGGAAGAGAUCAAGGAUCAGCGUCGCUGCGGAAUCAAUGAGCAUUUGAAUGUCGAUUUUGUCAAUGAAUUUCUGAGUGGCCUAGAGGGAGAACCAACACAAGAGAGCCACGGCAGUCAGCCAAGAGAGCCCCUCCCGUUGGCGAUGAUGACGAUCCCACCAUUGAAUGGCCGUAUCUCGCUCUGGCAGCUGAUGCAAAGCGCAGCUUUGGCUGCCAGCCUGCAUGCAUGUGUGCGUGACUUCAUGUGCUUCUAUGACAAAUCAUUGAGCCGCAUGCUCAGAGAGCAGCAGCAAGAGAGCCAGAUCGUUAAAAUUGAGCGCUGGCUGAGAGCGCAGCGGCGGCGUUGUGAGUCAGUUGCGCCGGCGUUGGCGGCUCCACCGGCUCCAAGGCGAACGCUUUCAUUUCUUCCCGCGACGCCGGCGAGUGACGACGUUAGUGCUGCGAUGGUCGCUAGGCCUCCUCCUACCCUUGCGACCGACAACAGAAACAGACCCAGUGAUCCACAAGAGAGUGAAGCGAGUGCGAGUGUGAGGGAGAGCGUAAGCGUGCAGCGAUCGGAAAGCGUUCGUGAUAACAAAAACAAUAGCACAAACGCGGCGGUCGUUGACGGCGACGGCGACGUUGACAGCGACUGCGACGGUAACGGCGACAGCACUGUGAUGGCAGCGCCCAAACCAUGCGGUGACGCUGAGCAGCGGCUCAAUAGCAACAACAGUAGCAGCAGCGACAAUGAGAGCAGCAGUGGGAGCAGCGGCAGCAAAGAGCAUGGCAUUGCCAGCAAGCAGCAGCAGCAGCAGCAACAAAUUACUCAGAAUUGUGUAAUUAAGGUGCGUCGCCCGGCCCCGAAAGUACCCGUACGGAAUCCGAAUACCGCUCUGAGUAAUCCUCAAAAGGAGAGCAACAACAACAACAAUCAGGUGGACGAAGCGGGUAGACGACUCUCCGAUGGCAGUUACGGGGAAGAGGAGUCCAUUUAUCAACCCAUUUGGCAGUUCAAGACCCUCGAGCCUCCCGUUGAAGAUCUUGAACAUGAAGAAGAGAUUGCUGUCGAGGCGGCGGCGGCGGCACCAGAACUUGGCGACAACGAAAAUGACAACGAAGAAGAGGAUGAUGAUGAUGAUGACGACGACGACGACGACGACGACGAUGAUGAUGAAAAUGGUGAAAUGGAGGAGGAGGAGGAGCUGGAGGUAGAAGAUGACUUUGAUGAUGACGCAGACGCUGAUGCUGACGCCGAUGUUAUGGCCAUUCAGGCAGCUGCGGUCUUUGCAGCCGGAGUCCGAUACAAGCUCUCAACAUCGACGCUGACUAAGCGCUCGAAAAUGAUGCUGCCAACGCCACUGCCAUCGCCCACAGCAUCGAUGGACCAGGGCGCCUGGGAGACGGAUGUGGAGUUUAUGUUCUCGCGGGACAGCAAAGAGGUUGUGGCCCCCGAGGAGAGCCCCCAAGAGAAGGAGCAGGAGCAGGAGGAGGACCUCGAAUACCAGCUGGAAAUGGAGGAUACCCUGGAGACGCUGAGUCUCGGGAGUACAGUCACGAAUAGCACAGCCACCAUGGGGUCCAUAAGCAGUACGGGCAGCGCCUCCCGCAUGCGACCGUCAUCAUCACAACAAAAGGUUCCACUGGUGCAUCCACUGCUGCGCAACAUUUGCAUAUUCUAUAGCAUACGGGAACCAAAGAAAUAUAGCGCCAUCUUCUAUGACUACCAGCGCUCCCAAGUCCAUCAGCGAUUCAUGACACGCAUCCGACGUCCAGCGCCACCGCCACCGACACAGCCUCUGUCAGCGCCAAAAGCACCAAAGAUGCAGCAGCAGCAGCAGCCACCACAGAUGAUGCCACUGCCGCCUUCUAUUGCUGCACUCCCACCUUUGCCACUGCCAACCAUCAAUGAUGACAGCGGCUGCAGCUGUGAUGCGGCAGAGGACAGUGAGGUGGUGCAUUCUCAAUCGAAAUUCGUUGCCAUUCCGACACCCCUCAAAGAGGACUGGGCCCUGGCCUGCCUGGCCGCAGCGGCGGUCACCAAGCGAGGCGUUGGACCCCGUUCCGCUCGCAAGCUAAGGGUACGUUCCAAUGCCCGGCUUCUGCUUACAGAUUCGGUGCUGGCCUGGCGGGCGAACCUUCAAGAAGUCAACUGUUGCGAGGACGAGGAAGAUAUGAUUGUGCCAGUGACUGAUAUAUUGCGGGCACAGCAGAUCCAGGAGGACAGCGAGGUGCAGCAGACACAGCAGACGGUGAUAUUGCAGCGCUACAAGAGCGCCUCCAUUGGGGAUCUGGUGGAUCUGCCCGGCGAGGAUGACAAGAAGUCCAUCAAGAAUCGCAUGCGCAUGAAAUUUGCUGUCAAUAGGGAUGUGUUUCGAAUCAAUCGCUCGCCAAAGAGCGAAAAGAAAUCGCGCACACGACGCGGCCAGGUGAAUAGCCUGUAUCUGGACGAGCAGUCCAAAUAUCCGAUCUUUGGGGCACCUCUCAACGCCCUGGAGCUGAACAUGACCGAUCAUCCGAAUGUGCCGCGUUUUGUCGUCGAUGUGUGUGCCUAUAUUGAGCGUCCGGAUUGUGUCGAACAGGAUGGCCUGUAUCGGGCCUCCGGCAACAAGGUGCUGGUCGAUGAGCUUAAGAAAAAGCUAACGCAUCUGUACGAUCCACGCUUCCUGCACACCGACGACAUCCAUACGCUGACCAGCCUGCAUAAGCAGUUCUUUCGCGAGCUUUCGGCUCCGCUCAUCACCCAGGAGGCUUACGAGCGUCUGGGGCGCAGUCUGAGCGAUGAGGCGGCCAUCGAACGGAUGCGUUUUGCAUUCGAUGAGAUGCCCGAACCGAAUCGAUCCACACUCAGAUUCCUCAUCAAGCAUUUGACCAGAGUUGCUGCUGCCAGCGCUUCGAAUCGCAUGCCCUCCACCAAUUUGGCCAUCGUUUGGGGCCCCUGCCUGCUCAGUGCCAAUCAGAUUCAGCUGGAUAUUGGGCGCAUGAACAUGUUGGCCAAGGUGCUGAUCGAGAACUAUGACCGGAUCUUUCAGCCGGACAACGAGCGUCUCGUCUGCUAGGAUCCCCCGCCCAAACACAACAUUUUUAAGUGCCUCAAGCAUCACACCCAACCAUACAGACAAUCAUCACAUACACACACACACAUACCCUCACAUUUAUUGGCAGAGAGUCUUUGAGAUUUUCUCUACAUUUUUGCCCAGAUUAUCGCAUAUAUUUUUGUUAAUUUAAAACCCUUUUUUAUGUGUUUGUCUAAGAUUUUGUUUCCAGCUUUAAU